GUAGUCGACAAAUUCGUGUAGCUCUGUUGAGGCUAGGCCAUUCUUUAGAAGAAGAGAUGAACUUUUUACCUAUACAGGUAGAUUGUUGAAUCUCUCACAUGGCCCUGUGAAACUCUGCUUCUCGCCUCUGGAGAGCUCAUUGGAGAAGUUGGACGGUGCCUGAGAUCGAUAACCGAUGGUGAGAUUUAAAUACGACACUUCUUGGUCCAUCUGGUUUGUACAAUUUUGCUUUCCUUGACCCUGUUCUUAGGCGUCUACGGAUAUACAUUCAUUAUAACGGGCUGUCAGGGCAUUUCAUGGUCAAACCUCACACUAUUCAUUUCUGCUUUUAGAGUUAUCGUUAUCUGAUAUUCACCCUUCCAGGGCCGCUUUGUGUGCGAUACUUGUCUAUUGCUAGCAUAGCGCGCGCAUGCGAAAUAUUUUGUCACUAUGGAAGUCUCCAUGUUGAUCAUUGGGGGUACUUUGAUGGCAGUUACUCUGGUAUAUCUGGCCCUUAAUAAGGAGCAAAGAAAUUGCCUUAUCGGCGAUAUCAAGAUCGGUGGACGUAGAGCGUCUUCUGCAGCCAUAUUACCUUGCUCUAUAUCACCCGAAAAACAGGUGUCUGCUGGCUACCCUUAUGGUGAUACCUUACCGCCAUCACGCCGCCAUGUGCUAUCCGAAAUGAAUGAUGUCCCACUCCCUUUGUUGGACGAGAUGUCACCCAUUGUAUUUAACUUCAAAGCGCUUUUCACUCCUGUCACGGACUUCCGAGACGAACCCUGUGUACCAAAACUGAUUGUGAAGAUUCUGAAAGAGGGCAAGAGGCCCCUUCUGGAGUACAAGAAUACAUGGCAUGUCGAGCACGUUGUGCUACCGGCCUUGGAAAAGUGGGCAGCUGAGAAGGAGGAGAAAGGCUUAGUCGAAAGUGGGUGGAAGGUAACCACUCUUGAUGAGAGUCCGUGGUUUAAAAGGUGGGAGGAGAAGUGACAUAGGCAGCAAGGGUUUUGAACGGAUUAUAAUGAAUGCUGGUUGGAGUUAGGCUUUUUCAAUACCGUAUAUUUGUCAUUUUUCAUCUUCAUUUGUCUUUUAUUUAAUAAUAUUUCUUGGACUCUCCAGGAGGAAUUCGCGGAUGAUGUUUUGGUAUCAUUAUAUUGUACAUUCAAAUGGUCAUGAAUGGAAAUAGAAUUCCC
This is a messenger RNA of Blastomyces dermatitidis ER-3, 1169 nucleotides long. RefSeq lists its product as uncharacterized. The record is from RefSeq and is a predicted model, not a curated record. The transcript has a single exon. Lineage: Eukaryota; Fungi; Ascomycota; Eurotiomycetes; Onygenales; Ajellomycetaceae. The coding region runs from base 430 to 966 and encodes 178 amino acids.